Messenger RNA from Clunio marinus, 3756 nucleotides. The record is from the annotation of a GenBank genome assembly. Lineage: Eukaryota; Metazoa; Arthropoda; Insecta; Diptera; Chironomidae.
AUGCACAUACAAAAGAUUAUCAUAACUUAUCGACAUAACAAAUCCAAAGACAAACAAUUGUUGAUUUGUUUUGGAUUAUUUUGGUGGAGUUUGAACUAUCGUACAGGAAUAACUUAUCAACUUUACACCAAAAUCAAUCCAGUAAAUGGUCAACCGUUAGUUUAUGGCAACGUCAAUUCCGUAGCUUUUAGUAACUUUCAGAAUUCUAAACCAACUCGAAUGAUCAUCCACGGUUAUGAACAGAAUGGAAGAUCAAUAAUAAAUCGUGAUCUCAAGAACAGUUAUCUUUUGAAGAACGAUUAUAACAUUAUAGUUGUUGAUUGGAGUGCAAUGGUAAGUCCCUACUAUGAAUAUGCUCGAAGUAGAGUUGAUAUGAUUGGAGUUGCUGUUUCCCGGUUCAUCGAUUGGCUCAACAUGAAUUAUGAAACUUUGCAUGUUGUUGGGUAUGAUCUUGGUGCACACAUUGCUGGGAUUGCGGGGAAGAACACUGUAAGGGGCAGAAUUAAAAGAAUCAUAGGACUUGAUCCUUCAAGACAACACUUCAAUGAGAACACAUCGUCAAAUCGAUUGAGCAUUGGCGACGCAAAACUUGUCGAAGUUUUUCAUUCAAACGGCGAUCAACUGGGAAUGUUUAAUCCAAUUGGAAAUAUUGAUUAUUAUGUGAAUGAUGGAAAAACACAACCGGAAUGUGUUGAUAAAAACAUUGACUGUUCUCACUACCGAUCUGUCAUUGUAUUCUCGAGAUUUGUUAAUGGACAACAUAAUUUUGCUAUAGCUACAUGUCAAGAUAUCAACGAAGUUGCGUCAGGAUGCACUUUAGAUCCCAUCGAGAUUCAACUUGAAGAAGAAUCACCAAGUGGAAUUUAUCAAAUCAACACUGCUGCAGCUGAAGCUAUAAAUGAUGAAGUGGAAAUUCUGUUUGUGGGAAUUUUCGUGACUUUAGUUGCGUGUGCUUGCAGUUCUUCCAUUGGACUAUUGGAACCAAUUAAUCCACUAUUCAAUGCAUACAGUGAUGUUCGCAUUAUGCUUUCAACAAGGGAAAAUCGCGACAAUCCAAUCCGAUUGAAUUUCCGCGAUUUGUCAUCAGUUCAACAAAGCCCGUUCAAUAGUCAAAAGCCGCUUCGCGUUUUGAUUCAUGGAUGGUGGGAAGAUGAAACAAGCGAUAUAAAUAUCGAAACUUCUCGCUUAUUGCUUGAUUAUUACGACUUUAACAUCUUGUUUAUUGACUGGUCAGAAGGUUCAAGAACAAUUUCUUAUCUUCAAGCGCGCAAUCGAGUUCCACUUGUUGGAGAGUUUUUGGCUUCAUAUUUGGAUUUUCUUCACGAGAAUAAUUUCAUUGACUAUAAUCGUGUUUCGAUUGUUGGAUUCUCUCUUGGAGCUCACAUGGCUGGAAUUACUGGGAAAUUAGUUCGUCGAGGUUUCAUUAAUACUAUUGUUGGACUUGAUCCCGCAGGUCCCUUGUUUAGUGUCAAUAAUUCAGCUGAUAGAUUGGAUGCUAGCGAUGCUCAAUAUGUUGAAGCAAUUCAUACAAAUGGAGGUUCUCUUGGUUCCGGUAUAGGAGCGCCUAUCGCUCAUGCUGACUUCUUUCCCAAUGGAGGAUCACUUCAACCAGGUUGUUUCACAAAUUCUUGCCAUCACCUUAGAGCGGUUGCGUUCUUUAUUGAGUCUAUUGAAACUAACAGUUUUUUCGCUCGGAGAUGUAACAGCCAAUUACAAGCUCAACUAGGAACAUGUUCAGGUGAACCGGGAGCAUGGUUUGGUGGAGAACCUUCAAACUUUAAUUUGACACUUCGUGGCAUUUUUCAUUUUGUUACAAAUAGUAAUUCACCUAUCAAAAUGAAUUUUCUUCUGAUUCACAAGUUAACGUUUGUUGUUCAAUUGUUGGUGAUUAUUCAAGUAUCAGGGUUUAUAGCUGAACGUGAUGUGAUUUUGUUUCUUCGUAAUUUUAAUGGUUCACUCUUUGAUGAAGCACGUUAUCAACUGGAUAACAUCACUAAAAUCAAAGAAUUUUCUUUUAAAGUUUCCAAACCAACGAUCUUCUUAAUUCAUGGAUAUUUAGAAAGUUCCGUAUCGCAACAUCAUUUGAUGUUGAGCAAGACUUUACUUAAAGUGAAGAAUGUGAAUCUUUUCUUCGUUGAUUGGUCGAAAGGUGCAUCUGCACUUGUGUAUGUGGACGCUCGAGAUCGAGUUCCAGAAGUAGGAAAAAUUGUUGCAACUUUCUUAGAGUCACUCAAAAAGGAAGUGAACCUGAAUUAUAAAGACGUGACAUUGAUCGGUUUUAGUUUGGGUGGUCAUGUUGCAGGAAUGACUGGGAAAAGUUUAAUAAGUGGAAAAAUUGGGAAGAUUAUUGGAAUAGAUCCAGCAGGGCCACUUUUUAAUGUUUCUGAUGUUGAACAUCGGUUGAGUCCACUUUCAGCGGAGUACACUGAAUGUUCCCACACUGGAUAUAAACUUGGAAUGAAAGAUCCAAUCUGUCAUGUUGACUUUUAUUUUAAUUCUGGAAAGAUUCAACCUGGAUGUGAGAAUUCCAUGUCUUAUUUAGCCAAAAUUUGUUCACAUUUACGUGGAAUGCAAAUAAUUAUUGAAGCUUUUAAUAAUCCGAAAGCCUUUUAUGGAAAACGUUGUGAAAACUUUGACGAUGCCUGGAAUGGAAAUUGCAACGGUGAACCUGGCGCGUUCUACAAUAACGAUGAAAACGAAGCAAAUAAUCUUUCAGGAGUUUAUCAUGUCACAACUAAUGCUGAGCCACCUUUUGGACGUGGUCUGGAAACUACAGCGUUAACUAUUCUGGCUUGUGUUUCAAGCACACCAGUGCAAAGCGAAUUUGAACCAAUCGAACAAAUGUUUGAUGCUUACAGAGAUGUUCGCCUAUUAUUGAGUACGAGAUCUAAUCGACAAAAUCCCCUUCAACUUCGUUUCCGUGAUUUGCUGUCUUUACAACAAAGUCCAUUCGAUCGAACAAAGCCUUUACGUGUUCUUAUUCAUGGAUGGUUGGAAGAUGAAACGAGUGACAUUAAAGUAGAAACUUCAAGAGAGUUUCUCGAUUUUUAUGACUUUAACGUUAUCUUUGUUGAUUGGUCUGAAGGUGCCAGCACACUUAAUUAUAUAAGUGCUCGUAAUCGAGUUCCAACCGUCGGAACAUUUGUCGCAUCAUACUUGGAUUUCCUUCAUGAAAAUAAUUUUAUCGAUUUCAAUCGAGUUUCUCUCGUCGGAUUUUCUCUUGGAGCUCACAUUGCUGGAAUGACUGGAAAGAAUGUUCGUAGAGGGAAAAUAAACACAAUUAUUGGACUUGAUCCCGCUGGGCCCUUGUUUAGUAUCAAUAACCCAGCCGAAAGAUUAGCUGUUGGUGACGCAAUGUACGUUGAAGGAAUUCACACAAAUGGUGGAUUGCUGGCAGCUGGAAUUGGAGCUCCAAUUGGAAAUGCUGACUUCUUUCCAAAUGGUGGUUCGGGACAACCAGGUUGUUGGACGAAUACUUGUUCGCAUGGUCGUGCUGUUGAAUAUUACGUUGAAUCUAUAAGAAGCAACAGGUUCUUAGCAGUGCAAUGUGCUAAUGAAAGCGAUGCUGGUCGUGGUAGAUGUUCUGGUCAACCUGGUGCUUGGAUGGGAGGCGAACCUUCUAACUUUGAUAAGUCACUUCGUGGAAUAUUUUAUUUAGAAACAAAUAGAAACUCUCCGUUUGCUCAAGGACCUUUGAAGCCUCAAUAAUGUUAAGAACCUUUUGAAUAAAAUGUAAAGUUAGAUCAAAUCAUUAAC